Messenger RNA from Hypomesus transpacificus, 1395 nucleotides. Its product is annotated as monocarboxylate transporter 10-like. The transcript has 8 exons. Gene Ontology annotation, molecular function: monocarboxylic acid transmembrane transporter activity. Bases 1 to 1395 code for a protein of 464 amino acids. The record is from RefSeq and is a predicted model, not a curated record. Lineage: Eukaryota; Metazoa; Chordata; Actinopteri; Osmeriformes; Osmeridae. Gene Ontology annotation, biological process: transmembrane transport.
AUGCACAUCUUUCCGGCGACCAUUCCUUUCCGAAGGUUUUACACCGAGGAACCGGAGCCACGGAUAAUCAAGCCGCCUCCAGACGGAGCCUUGGUUGGCUCCAUCAGCUAUGGCUUCAUCAUGAUCUGUGGGCCUCUGUCAGGGAAGCUGACAGUCAAGUAUGGAGCCAGAGAGAUAUCUAUCAUAGGCUCCCUCAUCAUCAUGCUCUCCAUUGUCUGCUCCUCCUUCGCACCGUCAUUAGGAGUCCUGUUCUUCACCCAUGGCUUUCUUACCGGAGUAGGUUCCAGUUUCGCUUUCACCCCAGGUAUGAUCAUGGUGAGCCAGUACUUCACCACCCAGCGCUCCCUGGCCACUGGGAUCGUGAUGUCAGGGGGGGCCGCGGGGGCUCUGGUCCAGACCCGGCUCCACCAGUACCUCAUAGACACCCUGGGCUGGAGGCAGAGUCUACGGGUGUUUUCUGGUGCCAUGUUACUGUGUGUCAUCACCGGCUUUACCUACCUCCCACUCAAUAAAGGUCACACCAGGAGUGUGGUGGACAAUCUGAAGAACUCUCCCCUGAAUAAGUUUGUUGUGGACUUGGGACUGUGGAAAGACACAGUAUUCCUCAUCUGGGUCCUGGCCAACGGACUGUGUAAAUUUGGGUUCUUUAUUCCUUAUGUCCACUUGGUGAAGCAUGCGGUACAGCUGGGUAUCCCUAUCCACAGUGCCACCAACAUCAUGUUGUGUCUGGGCUUGACCAGCAUGAUCAGCCGCAUCAUCUUCGGCAAGAUCUGUGACUCAGACAAAAUCAACAGACUCUACUUCAACCAGGCAUCAGUCUUCUCUGUUGGUUUGUUGUACCUGUUGAUCCCUGCUCUCCACAACUAUGGCUCUCUCGUGGUGUUCGCUCUGCUGCUCGGGGUGGCCGACGCAGGGAACUACAUCCUGCUGCCCGUGCUCACCUUCGACCUGAUGGGUGCUGAGCGCAUGCCCGUGGCAUGGGGGUUCAUGCUCACUGUCAAUGCUGUCAGCUGCCUGGGGCCGCCCUUCGCCGGCUGGAUGGAUGACAUCACGGGCAGCUACAACCUGGGCUUCGUGGUUGCCGGGGCAUUGAACGUGGCGGCGUCCAUCGUUCUAGCCUUUAUCCCUCUAGCCAAGCACUCCAUUAGGCAGACAGAGAGGAGCAUCAUCAACGUCACCAUCGACCACUCCACGCAGGAGAUCACGCGGUGGACUGACAACCUGCCCCCCAUUGAGGAAGUGCCUGUUGAGUCCAAGUACGUGAGUUACACCAGGACUAUGUUCCGUAGCCCAGACCUGUUUGAGUCCCAGCCUGAGGUGUACAGAGGAGAAGAGGUUGUGGGGGAGGCCACAGGGAAGGCUGCAGUGCCCUCUCCUGAGGAGACAAGGCUGUAG